GUAUGAUUGGAAGAAGAUGGCUAACCCUACUCGGAAUAUAGCUACUAAGGCCAAGGUGAUGAAAAAAGAAAAUUAUCAUGAAGAUGUAUAUAAAACAAAUGAAGUAACCAGCAUAUACCAGAAUUCAGCUCAGCGGCCAUCAGUUGAAAUCACAUCUUGCAUCAGUUACCAAAAGUUUCGAUACAGUGGUGAAAAUAGACCUGGAAAAAAGUAUCAAGAAAAAGAGUUCAUGACCUUAAAGCUCAGUAAUUUGUCUGACAAAGUUGUUCGUGUUGUCAUAAUUUGUACUGAUGCUGACAACCGUGAGCUGAUUCAUCCUAACGGACUAGUGGGUAAAGAUUGUCAUGAUGGGAUAUAUGAUAAAGAAUACGCUGUAACCAAACCAAGCUUUCCCAUAAAAAUACCUUACUUAAGAACAGAAAGAAUCAAAACCAAAAAAAAUGAACAUGCCAAGAUUCAAAAGGUCCUCAGUGAAAGAGCUUCACAUCUGCCAUCUCCUUACAAAGAACGCUGCUUAUCCCAGUGCACAGACAAGUACACUUCAUCCCGAAAGUUUGACACCACCAAAGUGUGUCUGGGUGUUAUAGUGACAGUACAAAGCCACCAGGGACCUUUCAAUGGAUCACUUCAUGCCAUUAGUCAUGUGGUCAGAAAUGCCAGUGAGAAAACAUCUUUAAAAAUUCUGAAAUUGAGUCAAGAUGUAGUGUCUGUUGGUGGAGGACAGGUUGAUAUUUUCACCACGGAAGAUGGUCCUCUUAUUGAACCAGAAAAGUACAUGAUCUAUGUCAGUGCCCCACUGUAUACUGAUACUAGUGCUCAAUGGGAGUCAGAGAGACAUUGCCCUACCAAAGAUGAGAUUCUCUACAAAAGAAUCAUUACAUACAGUGUGCCAGCCUAUGAGCCUAACCCUAGUUUAGAUCAGCCCAUUGAGGCUUUACUUCACCUGGAAUGUCCACAAAGCAACCAGUACUGCAGCUAUGUUUUUCACUAUGGACCUAAUGGAGGAAUCAUCAUCGAGGACCAAUCCUACAAUAAUAAAUUUUAUGACCAUCAGGAUAUUAAACCAUCAAAACUCAGAUUGAAUCGAGAUGUGUUUGAAAGUGAUGCUAACAUUGAUACCAUAAAAGCAAACCUGAAAUCAAAAUUGACAUCUAGACAAGAACAAAUCUAUAUUGAAACACAGAGCGAAUCUCAAACAGAGGGCAAUCACUAUAUCAUUCAAGAUUCACAGAAUUUUAAUUCUCAGCACUCUGUUUUAAUCCGCCAUCAGGACCCCCAGACAGGAGAGAGCUCCUACCUACUUGACAUGGAUGCCAGCAGGGGCUUGAGCAAUGGCAUAAACAAUGGCCAGCAAUACAACAUGCAACAAUAUUCACUUGAGAGAGUCAGUGAAAGUGAUGCAGGCAUAAAAAUGGUGAGUGGUAAACAGACAUCCUUUCCAUCCUCCCCUGACAUGGAAGUGGUUGCUACAGGCUUUUCUGAAGCUGUUCCGCCCAAUACAACUGUACUGAUUUACACCACCAAUGGAGGAUAUCCUGAACAUGGGGAGCAGGUGGUCAUCCAGGAGCUCUCAGAGGAAGAUUCUGUUGCAAGCUCUUCUAACAUAGUCACAGAUGAAGGGGUUGAAGUAAGAAAUUCUCCGCCUAAUACAGCUCACAAUGGCCAGUCAGAACAAGUUGUCCGCCGAGAAUCCAUUACAGAGAAAACGAUAAGUAGCAAAGAGAAAACUCAGCCUACGAAUGGCACCAGUGCUGACAAAUCUGAAAGGAAUGCGAGUCAAAGUGUCUCAGACCAUGUGAUUCAUGACUCAGAUCGUCCAGUUGUGGCCAGAGGGUCCUACAGUGCCAGUAAUGUUCAUACAGGCGCUUCCACCGACAAGCCAGUGACUGACAGGCUCAGUCCUGUGCACACGUCGUCUCCAUCAACCAUUCCCCCCCUUCGAAGGAUGCUCAUCCAUCACCCCAGCAAACUGUCUAGUGCCUCUGCCUGGGAGGUUGGCACUGAAGAAGACCAGUCAGAGUCUUAUGAUCUGAUUAACUAUGGCUAUAGCAAGAAAGAGAUCCUGGUCAAGCAAGAACAGUCUCAACCUGAGUCCCAGAAAAACAACCCUGGGACAGCUUACCAGCACCAGUACAUCCCUAGCAAGCAGAUUCAUAUUGUUGAAAACAGCAAUAGCAUUUCCAAUAAAAAUGUGACCAGGGAAGCAGAGGGUGGCAAUAAACAAGACUCUAAUGGUGGUCAGAAAUUGGCCUCAAUGGAUUUCAAUCUACAACAGGCCCUGGUAGAAAACUUGCCAACAAUGAAGGUCAUUGAACUGGCAGAAAUCAUAGAAAGAGGACUCCCUUCUACAACAGAACAGGUGGAUGCUUGAAAUUAUUCUAGGAACCUUUAUUGGUAUGAACAAACAUCAACAUAAAAAACAAAAGAAUUCACAAUGUGCUGGAAACUUUUCCUUUAACAUUAGUAAUAAAUGGUAAACUUAUCAGACUCAGAUAUUUACAAAUGAUACAAUUGACAAGUUAUCUUUUUCUCCUUUUUUUUUAAUCAUGGUGCAAGCUAGUUGUUGAGUACAAGUGGGAAUGUUACUUGUUAAGUACUACUGUGCAAACUUGUCAUUUUAUGGUACUAUUUAGUAUAGAUGUGAUAUUAUACAUCUGAAGGAUUUGUUUUUCUUACUUAUGUUUUCCUGUGAUGACCAUUUUUAACUGUGAAACUAUCUAAAUCUAACUAUGUAUCAUAUAUGUUACUUUCACAUUUUUAACAUUAUUUUGAAUGAUCAAUAGGACAAGAAGAAUGUAUUUAAAUAUAUGUUUUAUUCAUAUCUGUUGUGCCAUUUAUGUUGAUGGUGUUUAUAAAUAAUCAUAGAUUUUUUAAAAUGCAGAAAACAAAGAUUGGAUAACUGUUUCUGGUGAGAAUAUUUUUGUAAGUUUUGUAGUGCCUGCUUGGCACAACUUGUUGCUGUUUAGCAUUUUGAAAGUGGACUUUUCUGAGCUGAGCUUGGACAGUUAUAAUUUUCUAGUUUGUCUUUUUCUCCACAAAUUAUCUUAGCAUAGGAACUGUCUUUUUCUCCAAACCCAUGGACUAGGACAUAUUUUAUGUUAAGUCUACACACUUUUUGUCUACAUAUAUAUAUAUAUAUAUAUAUAUAAUAUAUAUAUAUAUAUAUAUAUAUAUAUAUAUAUAUAUAUAUAUAUAUAUAUAUAUAUAUAUAUAUGCUAAGUUGUUUCAGAUUAUAGUUUGAACCUUGAUUUGACAAAACACAUCUAGUUUAUAAAUAAAGUUACAAUUAAUAGUUACAAGUGUUGACAUUAACAUUUUCAGAUGUAAGCCACAUUUUCAUUUAUAAAGAUGGUUGUUGCUACUUGAUUGAUAUGAAUGGUAACCUUUUCUUAUUACCUUCUGUUUUGCUUGUAAUUGUAUAUUAAUUUUACUUCAAAUCUCCCUGCAUGUAUAUCUUCAAUGCUCAAUUCCAGUAAGGCUACUUGGAAUGCACAUUUAAUGUGCUGACUGGCCUCAUUCUGCGCUGUGUUUCUCAUCCUAUGUUAUUUAGAGCCUGUACAACAAAUCUUGAAAGUCAUGCACUGAAGAAAAUAUCUGUGUUAUGUCUCCUGGAAAACAUUUUUUUUUUUUUUACAUUCAUAACCUUAAUGAAUAAUGGAGCUGUUCUGCGAAGCACUGGUACUGUUGAAAUACAAUGCCUAAAAUACAUCUUUUAAUCCUUUAAGGACCAAUAUUCAUUUCCAUACUUGCCUAAUAGAAAGUGAAUGUGCUGCUUAAAAUGAGGCAUUCAGUGUAGGAGAAUUCCUUUCACAGAAUGUUCUUUUUAAACUUGUAUAUACUGGCCAGAUUUAUGUUCUUUUUAAACUUGUAUAUACUGGCCAGAUUUGUUCUGAACUAUUCUGAACUUUUCAAUAGGACCUCAGAUUUGUAUGAGACAUUAAGUUUGACAUUUUGUCUUGCAUUCAGGCAAUAUAUUUUUGUGUUAAAUAAAUAGAUUUAUCAUUUAUAUAUAUAUCUAGAAUGAAAUAAAAUAUAUUGAUAUUUGGCUGUACCCAAAUUUUUAUUGCCCUGAUUUUUCUUUGUUUUUUAUAGUUCUUUUUGACAUUUCUGAGGGUGAACCAACCAACUCUUGAAUAAGCUACACACAAUGUUUGAAUUGUAUGCAUACAUGUACGCAGCUAUGACACAGAAAGAAAUGGCUUUGUAUGAUUUAGUUAUGCAUAUCUCCUAAAUGAAUGCUACCUCUUUACACAUGCUCAUUAUUGUUCAUGUCUAAGUUGUUAAAGUUGUACGUUUUUUUGUUGAACAUUGAAUGUUUCAGCAUUCAGUAUUUGUUUUGUUUAUUUCAGUGUUUUAGUUGUAUAGAAGAUAAUAGUUCACUUCCUAUCCCAUGCAGCUCAUAGUGUUCUCACUCUCAUUGGUUCAUCUCAAUUGAUUGCAAUAGAAGCUGUCUGUUGUUACAUAUAUAUAUAUAUGCUAUGUGUUGAUAAAAUAGUUGAACAUUGUUUGUGUACAUAAGUUGAUAUACUUUUGAUUUUGACAUAUUAAAAUUUAAACAAAAUU
This is a messenger RNA of Biomphalaria glabrata, 4563 nucleotides long. RefSeq lists its product as uncharacterized. Bases 17 to 2371 code for a protein of 784 amino acids. Gene Ontology annotation, biological process: regulation of DNA-templated transcription. The transcript has 11 exons. Lineage: Eukaryota; Metazoa; Mollusca; Gastropoda; Planorbidae. Gene Ontology annotation, molecular function: DNA binding; DNA-binding transcription factor activity. The record is from RefSeq and is a predicted model, not a curated record.